Messenger RNA from Nothoprocta perdicaria, 4085 nucleotides. It is a transcript of the gene GGA3, whose product is annotated as golgi associated, gamma adaptin ear containing, ARF binding protein 3. The transcript is spliced from 17 exons. Bases 267 to 2300 code for a protein of 677 amino acids. Gene Ontology annotation, biological process: intracellular protein transport; vesicle-mediated transport. The record is from RefSeq and is a predicted model, not a curated record. Gene Ontology annotation, cellular component: trans-Golgi network. Gene Ontology annotation, molecular function: phosphatidylinositol binding; small GTPase binding; ubiquitin binding. Lineage: Eukaryota; Metazoa; Chordata; Aves; Tinamiformes; Tinamidae.
GGAGGAGGAUCCUUCAAGAGCCUGAAAUAGCCCAGUCAGUAAAACAUCAGCCUCUCGAUUGGAGCACCCAGCAUUUGCCUUCCUGAUCAGAUAAAGCCACCAACCCCUGUAACAGACAAGAAGACUGGGAAUACAUCAUUGGAUUCUGUGACCAGAUCAACAAAGAACUCGAGGGGCCACAGAUAGCUGUGAGACUCCUGGCUCAUAAAAUCCAGUCGCCGCAGGAAUGGGAGGCAGUCCAAGCCCUGACAGUGCUGGAAGCUUGUAUGAAAAACUGCGGGAGAAGAUUUCAUAAUGAAGUUGGGAAAUUUCGCUUUUUAAACGAGUUAAUAAAAGUUGUGUCUCCAAAGUAUCUGGGAGACCGGGUCUCUGAGAAGGUGAAAACCAAAGUCAUUGAAUUGCUCUAUAGCUGGACAGUGGCUCUGCCAGAAGAAUCCAAAAUCAAAGACGCCUACUACAUGCUGAAGCGACAAGGGAUCGUUAUGUUUGAUCCUGUGAUUCCUGCAGACAGAACCCUGAUUCCUUCUCCACCACCUCGUCCCAAAAACCCUGUGUUUGAUGAUGAGGAGAAAUCCAAGCUUCUAGCCAAGCUGUUGAAAAGCAAAAACCCAGAUGAUUUACAAGAGGCCAACAAGCUUAUAAAAUCCAUGGUAAAAGAGGACGAGGCUCGGAUACAAAAAGUGACAAAACGCAUGCACACACUGGAGGAAGUGAAUAACAACGUGAAGCUCCUGAAUGAGAUGCUGGUUCAUUACAGCAAAGAGGAUUCCUCAGAGGCUGACAGGGAGCUCAUGAAGGAGCUCUGUGAAAGGUGUGAAACCAAAAGACGGACGUUAUUCAAACUGGCCAGUGAGACAGAGGAUAAUGACAGCAGUUUGGGGGAUAUUCUGCAGGCCAGUGAUAAUUUAUCCCGUGUGAUAAAUUCCUAUAAAAAAGUAAUAGAGGGGCAAGUAGUCAAUGGUGAAGUGGAUCUCCCUGCGAUGUCUGUGGCAGAAGGGAGCGACUCCACCAGUGAUGCCAACACCCUCAUAGACCUGGCCGGGCUGGACGUGGCCAGCACGCGGCCGCCCCCGCUGCCGCCCGCCCCGCUGCCGCCCGCCCCGCCGGCCGAAAUCCCCAUCCUGCCGCCGCCUCCGCACGCGGUCGCUCCCUCCCGGGGCAGCUCCUCGAGCCAAGUGGAGGCUGCCCCCACGCAGCAGAGCAGCACGGCCGCUUCCCUCUCCUUGCUGGAUGAGGAGCUCCUGUGCUUAGGCCUGAAUGAUCCAGCCCCCGCAGCGGUGAAGGAGCCAUCAGAAAACAACCAGUGGAGCAUGUUUGAGAAUGACCAGCUGGACCUGGAUUUCUUUGGUUCAAAGAUGGGGCCUGUUGCUUGCAACCCUGCAGGGAACCCUCUUCUCCCGCCCACGUCACAGACUGCGUGUGGGCCGUCGGCGACGCUGCCCUCCACUUUCCCAGCCUCGCAGCCUGCUGCCUGUGGCACUGCACCAAACUCAGCCCCGUUUGUGUUCUCUGCUGCACCGGCUGCCCCAGUGGGGCCUCUUCAGACUCUGCCAACUGCCCCUGGGUACUUCAGCUCAGCCGUGGGAAACAGUAUGUCCAAUAAGAUGGAUGCACUGGGACAGCUCCUUGAGGAAGCCAAAGGGACCGCCACCCAAGGCAUGGCCACAGCCUCAGUGUUUCCCGGGGUUACUUUGCCAGCCACUUCCAGCUCUGCCCCAUUAAUCCCUGCUGCAGGGCUGCCAGUCACUGCCCCGGGAGCCCCUCCAAUUCCUUUCCCAAGCAGCUGCACCGCUGGCUCAGGAAGCCCUCUCUUCCAGUCAGCAUCGUUCCAGCAGCAAGGCAGCCCCUUGAAAGCACCUGAAAUAUCUUUGGCCAACGUCCACGUUCCCUUGGAAUCCAUUAAACCCAGCAGUGCCCUCCCCGUGACAGCCUAUGACAAGAACGGCUUCCGCAUCCUCCUGCACUUUGCCAGGGAGUGCCCGCCGGGCAGGGCGGAUGUGCUGGUCGUCGUGGUGUCCAUGCUGAACACGGCGCCGCUGCCCGUGAGGAACAUCGUGCUGCAGGCUGCCGUGCCAAAGUCCAUGAAAGUGAAGUUACAACCACCCUCUGGCACGGAGCUGUCUCCAUUUAACCCCAUCCAGCCGCCCGCUGCCAUCACCCAAGUGAUGCUUCUGGCAAAUCCUGCAAAGGAGAAGGUGAGGCUGAGAUACAGACUGACCUUCACGCUGGGAGAGCAGCCCAGCACAGAGGUUGGUGAAGUGGAUCAGUUCCCCCCCGUGGAGCAAUGGGGGCAUCUAUGACCCUGGGGCACCGCCAGAGACUCCGUGACAGGACCAGGAAGGGAUCCCACAAGACUGGACUGAAUGUGACGAGGGGAGGGACACACUUGCUAUCCACUGGUGACGUUCAGCUUCGUUUACAUGUCCUGACCACUCCGCUUGUAGCUUUAGGCCGGAAUGUUUUGCCCCACAUUGAAGGGGUCCUGGGACAUUUACGUCAAGCACGGACCGAGUGGCACCCAGUAACAGGCAGUGCUGGCUGCUUCUAUCUUAGCCUCUAGGUGAAUCUGGUUCUACCUUCUACUCUAUUAAACUUGAAGUUGUUGCAUCCUGAGAGGAGACCUGCCAACAGAAGGGCAUUUGUUUGGCUUAUUCCUGUACUGCUGUCCAGAGAUACCGAGAGGCUGGCGGGGUAGUGAUGCCACCAAGAGCUUCCUCAGUGCGGAGCCCUCGCACUUGCUGCCCCGAGGACUUCCACCUCCUCAGUGCCAGCCUGGACCAGUUCAGCAUGUCGAGCAAUAAUGCUGGCUCUGGGAGGGAAGGCUGAGUCUUCACACUGAAAUGGUCCUUAGCUCCCUUUCUCUCCUGCCUCCAUUUCACUGCCAACACCUGAUGCAAGCUGCCCCUAGCUCUGUGUUGUGACACUGCUGUAUAUUUAGUUGAUAUAUUUAUUUUAUCUUGCUAGCUGCCUCUCCGGAUCCAUUUGGGGCAGGCGGUGCCGAGCUCUGUGCAGGUGGCUACGCUGGUUAUUUUUCUGCCUUUUGUUGCACUCCGUGGUGCGGAUGAGAGAGGAAACGUGGGGCGAGGUUGCGAAGGCAGCGGGGCAGCCGAGCCAGCAGCAGCCUCCGUGGGUGCAGGACGGCGCCCGGCGGGCGGGAGCGUCUCCGGCGCCGCCGCAGCGCACGGUCUCAUUGCAGCUGAGCUGGGCUCCGCUCAGAGCAGCGCAGCGAGAUGCAGGGUGGAAAUCCCAGAGCUCUAGAACGUCCCACUAGGAACAGGCGGCAGUGAAAGGAAAGGCGGCCCCGGCGGGCCGUGGUGGUGCAUGCGCUGCGGUUAAUGCCCUCUUUUAUUUGUUCCCUGUGUUAAGUGGCUAAGUGCAAUUGUCUUCACAAGGGGAAAGCUCUUUUGCUGGAUAGAGGUGUUCUGUGCUAAAAGGGGGCAGGUGACCUGACCCGCUCGAGCUGACAGUCACCCAGAAACCUGGUUGAAAUCACUGAAACUGAUUCCGGGAGUCCUCUCCUUCCCCCUUUUUAUUUCCAGUCUCAAGCAAAGCCUCCACUAGCUUUGAGACAGACCCUUUUAAAUUAUUGUUUGUUUGUUUGUUUAGCAUUCUCUGUCAGAAGCGCAGGACUGGCUGCUUGGGCACACGCUCUGCUCAGCGCCUGAGGAACAGGAGCAGCCAAAGUGCUGAGAAAAUGAGCGGCAGGAGGAGAGCCCCUGCCUGUUGCAAGAGGAAAACUCCAGAGGAGAAAGUGCUGCUGGAGUUCAUGGAGGCUGCAAAACCCAUUAGGGCAAGUAGAGCUUUGAAUAUUCUAGCUGGCCGAGGCAGAUGUUACAGCUGCUGAAUUCUCAUCACUGAUGAGAAUUCAAAGAGGAGAAUUCCACUAAAAGUCAAAAACUCAGUGGACUGAAGGCCUAAGGCCCUCAUGAGGGACUCGAGGCAGCUGCAGAAACCCUGAGGAUGAACCCAAAGCUUGGCUGAAGAGCUUGCUAUAAACCCUUGGGCUGAGGCUCCCGGGGAUCAGAGCCUCUCGGCUCCCUAGAGCAGGCGGCGGGCAGAAGGCAAGUUAAGCCUUUGGAUCCUCA